Molecule: messenger RNA, 1914 nt
Organism: Porites evermanni
Lineage: Eukaryota; Metazoa; Cnidaria; Anthozoa; Scleractinia; Poritidae
Source: the annotation of a GenBank genome assembly
GGCAUGACCUUCCUGUGCAGUUGCCUUGAGGCCAAUUAUACGUGUGAUCCAAUAAUUAAUGGUUGCGGUUGUCGCUGUCCAGGAAAGAUUUAUAAUCUCGAACCAAUUGAUAGAAAGGAUGGCAUUCCAAGGUAAAUAAAAACAGUUUAUUUUUCAUUCCACCGAUUGGCUCAAAUCCCACAACGUAUUCAUCACCCAGAAAAUGGCGUCAGUAGAACAGGAUAAUCACUAGAAAGAGGGACGGCUAUCGAGAAGCCCCGAGGACGAGGUUGCGUUGUUUUGAUGGACCAUUAGAGAAUGGCAGAACAUUUAACAAGUUUUUCGUGGAAGAACUAGUCGAACUACAGCCUGAAUGAAUGAAAUAAUUGUUGUAUUCGGUUCUCCUCUGAUCUGAAGAUUUAUGCAGAUAUCGGAGGGUGUUAUUUGCCGAGGCCGAUUAAUAAGCCUUCAGAUCAUUUUUAGCCUUAUCCAGUAAUUGCUCAUAAUAUGGUAGUGCUCGUUAAAGCGUAUUUUGAAAAACGUGCUGGAAUUCCAGGUCCCUGGAGUAAUUGCCUCAUGGGUUUUUACUUACGUCGGAAUUAAGUCGGAAUGAAGAAUUAUAGUCGUAUAGUUAUUUGGACAGCUCUAUGAAUGACUGGACUUGCCUUCGUCGUAGGACCCGCAGUUUGAAGAGCUGGUUAUGCUAAAAUUGUAUCGGUCUACUUGGUAAGCCUUGAGGUUUAUAACUUGUAUUUUAUCGACAGGUUUACUACCAAAAAGGAUAAUUUUGGGUAUAAAUACAGUUACAAUCCGUGUACUUCCUUCUUGCUGAGCCAGAUACAAGUGCCUGGUGACUGUAACAAAGAUGUGGCAGUAAGUUUUGGGGAGAAUAUAUAUUAUCAAGGGGGUUUUUAAAUUUAGUAUCAUAGACAGCCGUUGAACUACCAGGAUAGAGAAAGUAUAUGAGACCAAACAGAAACCUUUUUCGGUUAAUCGGAAAGCUAAGGGCAAAUGAAAUUGAUGUAGCCAAUUUAUCAGCACACCAUAGCAUAGGAUAUAGGAAGAAACACUUAACGAUUAGUCGCCUGAGGAGUAUAAUUACAUUGAUGAUUAUUCGAGAAAAUAAAAUUAUUGAUCAAUUUCCGACUCCGAAACAUCAACAAAUCUGGCUGCCAUUUUGAAAACUUCUAGCCUUCAAUAUUAUAAUCACCGCGCCGUGAUUAUAGCUGGAUGAAGCGAAGUUCCUAGUAAAUCAUAGCGCUCUAUUUUCGAUAAUCAUCAAUGUAAUUAUACUAAGCUCAUAUAUCUAUAUUUAGUGUACAACACUCAGCGAUCUUGGUGAUUAAAGCAAUCUGAUUGGUUCUUUAUCUCGGACUGUUCAAGGAAUAUUCAACCAAUAGCGAGCAGAUAUUUGAACAAGGUGUUUGGCCAACCUUUUAGAAUAAGAGACUUAACACUGAGCAAUUUAAGCUUUUAAUUAUUACAAAUAAUCAUUACGCUAUUGUUUGCCAAAGCAUUUAACUCUGAUUUACCAUGUCUGAAAGUUCUGUAAAGAUCUAACUUUUAGACAUGUACUGUUUACCGCCACAUACGCAUUUUCCAUGAAUGAUUUGAUCUGUCAAUCAAAUAUUAGUUUUUACUUUGAGAUUGUUGAGGUCACCUCAUCUGUAUAUACACCAAGUUAAUUAUUCUUUGCAAUUUCGGUGAAUAGAACCUUUAGGAAUAUUUACUUCUAUUUCAAAGAAUAAUUGCUAAUUAUAUAACAGCUUUUGGACUUCAACUUCAGCUGUUUUCUAACAUCUUAUUUUCCUUCAGAUUUGUCGGUGGGCCGCAAUUAACUCAAGCUACCAAAACAUUGGAACGAAUACUUCAGUACAAUGUCACUUCAAUAACGAGUCAAACAGUGCAGAGCUGCAUUACAGGAACGAGGAGUAA